CGGCAGAGCCGGCUGGCAGCUGUGCCGCGCCCGGUGCGGAGCGCCGGCUCCAGGCCAUGUGGUCGGGGAACCGCAGCGGCGGCGCGAGUAGCUGGGAGGGCGGCGGGGCGGCGGGCGGCGGGAGCCCGGGGCCGGCGGGGCCUCUGAGCCGCGCGCCGCCCUUCAGCCCGGGCACCUACGAGCGCCUGGCGCUGCUGCUGGGCGGAGUGGGGCUGCUGGGCGCCGGCGGCAACUUGCUGGUGCUCAUCCUCUACUCCAAGGCGCGGCGGCUCCGCACGCCCACCCACCUCCUCCUGGUCAACAUCAGCCUCAGCGACCUGCUGGUGUCCCUCCUCGGGGUCACCUUCGCCUUCGUGUCCUGCCUGCGGAACGGCUGGGUGUGGGACUCUGCGGGCUGCGCGUGGGACGGGUUCAGCAGGAACCUUUUUGGCAUUGUCUCCAUUGCCACCCUAACUGUGCUGGCCUAUGAACGCUAUGUCCGCGUGGUCCGUGCCCGAGCGGUCAGUUUUCCCUGGGCCUGGCGAGCCGUUACCUACAUCUGGCUGUACUCCUUGGCGUGGUCAGGGGCGCCUCUCCUGGGCUGGAACAGGUACAUCCUGGACAUACACGGACUAGGCUGCGCCGUGGACUGGAAAUCCAAGGACGCCAACGAUGCCUCCUUUGUGCUUUUCUUACUUCUUGGCUGCCUGGUGGCACCUGUGGGCAUCAUGACACAUUGCUAUGGCCAUAUUCUGUAUUCUGUUCGAAGGCUUCGUUGUGUUGAGGAUCUUCAGACAAUUCAAGUGAUCAAGAUUUUAAAAUAUGAAAAAAAAGUGGCCAAAAUGUGCUUUUUAAUGAUAUUCACCUUUCUGACCUUUUGGAUGCCUUAUAUUGUGACCUGUUUUUUGGUGGUUAAUGGUUAUGGACACCUGGUCACUCCAACAGUAUCUGUGAUUUCCUAUCUCUUUGCUAAAUCAAGUAGUGUAUAUAAUCCCAUUAUUUAUUUCUUCAUGAUCAGAAAGUUUCGAAGGUCCCUUUUGCAGCUGCUGUGUUUCCGGCUGCUGAGGUGCCAGAGGCCUGUAGAAGACCCACCAGCUGGGAGUGAAAUGCGGACCAGGCCCAUUGUGAUGUCACAGAAAGACGGGGACAGGCCAAAGAAAAAAGUGACUUUCAACUCUUCUUCCAUCAUUUUCAUCAUCACCACUGAUGAAUCACUCUCUGCCGAGGACAGUGACAAAACCAGGGGGUCAAAAGUUGAUGUAAUCCAAGUUCGUCCUUUAUAAGAAUGAAUAGUGGUAGUGAAAGAUGAGCCUUAUGUUGGACACCAAUUUUAGAUUUCCGAUAUAUGGACUCUGGGAAUCCAUUCUAUGUAAUAGCAACAGGGCUUUUGUAGCCCAGCAGGAAAUUGUAAUUGCCCCCAUGCUUGCCAGCCUCCGGGAGCAGUUGAACAAGACAAAUUCUUUUCAUUCGAUGGGUGCUUUUACACAAUGAAAACCCUCUCGUGGCACAAGAUGGGCACCUGGCACCACCAACUUCUCACAUGUUGGAAAUUUUCAUUUCAAGUAUCUUUUCGGAAUGACAGUAUUUUCCAAGGCACAUAACACAUUUUUCUCAAAAAUACUGACCUGAAAAAAUACCUUUGUCUCACAUGUGUGCGAAAUAGCUGGAAAACUUUGAAGUUUUUUAUAGUGUUGGGUCCUGUUCAGUGUCCUGUCCUAUAUUUGACCCAGUCAAGUUUGUCAGAGACAAUUCUAGGAUGAAGAAGAAAAUCAUCCUCUUCACUUUAUCUGAAAUAAAAGACUAUUGUAUGUGUGCAAUAUGGUAAGAGGAGCUUCAGAUGAAUGUGCUGCUGGGCCAGUCUCUAGCAGGUAAAGAAAACAGGAUGGCAAAUUUCAAGGAAAUGAUGGGGUAUAGGUAAUCAUACCCAAGUAGAGGAUGUACGUGGAGAAGAUGGUGUUGAUGGCAACUCCAUUUACUUCAUUUCAAAUAUAACAUGGCAGGAUUAUCCUCUCCUUUUAGUAAUUUCCCACAAUUUUGCCAAGAGUUCUAGAUUUAGAAAAGAAUUCCAAGCAAUGAACUGAACAAACCUAUAUUUGAAGGGGGGUAAAAAUUAAGCAGAAUUGUACUCAUCAAAUGUAUUAUUUAAUCUUUAUCCCCCUUCCACAAUCCAUCAGAUAAUUGAUAGUGUUAGUGAAGAGGCCAGUUUUCCAUGAGCCAUUUCCACGAGUUUAGACUAAAUUCAGAUUAUGAGAACUCAAGGAUUUCUUUGACAAUAUACAAAAAAAACCAGUGAAUCAUUUUUUUAAUUAGAUGACUGUCCUGCUAAUGUUGCAUCUUCAUAAUUAAUCAUGUUUGAAAGACUUGUAAAUAAUUUGAUCAGCCUAUUGAAGAAAGAAGAACCAAACAAAACAUUUUCACUAGUGAAAACAAGUUUCACUAAGUAAACUUAAAAAACCAAGUUAUUGGUCAUUCUGUUAUACAGCAUGGGGUUCAAGGAUAAGUUAGUAAAUUGCUUUUGAGAGUCUGAAAUGGACUAAAAUAUGGCUUCAUGUGUCCCUGAAAACUGUUUCCCCUUGUUUCUUUUCCACAUUUGUAUAUAGAGCUAUUUCAUUGAUAAAUAAAACGCUUCCUAUCCU
Molecule: messenger RNA, 2615 nt
Organism: Manis pentadactyla (Chinese pangolin)
Lineage: Eukaryota; Metazoa; Chordata; Mammalia; Pholidota; Manidae
Product: opsin-3-like
Exons: 2
Coding region: 57-1262 (401 amino acids)
Biological process (GO): G protein-coupled receptor signaling pathway
Cellular component (GO): photoreceptor outer segment; membrane
Molecular function (GO): G protein-coupled receptor activity
Source: RefSeq, a predicted model, not a curated record